AUGGCCCAGGUGAAGCCCGAUCCGGAUGCUAUGUACAUCAAAGAUGACCCCGACAGCAAGGACACAGUGCUGGCAGACCUGGACGAUGAUGAUCUCUACGAAGACGCUGGAGACUUAGACUUUACGAUGGCAGCGCAAAACGUGUGGAUAUCUCGCCUGCCUCGGCAGUUGUGGGACCACUGGUCGCAACUGGACGAUGACGAAGAAAUUGAGAUCGGGACAGUCAGGAUAGAAGGAGACGUCAAUGAUCUCAAGAGGGUUAGCUUGCGGCUUCACGAGCGCCCCGAUAAUCAAGACAUCCCCAAAGACUACACCCUGCAACAACAAACGAUCAACACUGUAAACGCCUCGCACAUGACACAAAAUACGUUCGUUUUCACAGAAAAAGACAUUCCGGGCGCAGAAAAUCGAAUGGCGACGUUUGGCGAGAACCGAUCAGCUUUGUACGAAGCCAUGAAGCGCGAGACUCGGAGGAGAGAGCAGGGCAAAAGAUGGGAGCCAUACGUGCGGAAGACUGUACCAAAACACACGGCACUUAUCGGUCAGGUCAGCGAGGAGUUCAAUUGUUUGCCGGUGGAAAACGAGGAAUUCCGACGGAUCUCCGAACAGCGGGCCCUGGAGGCUCUGAAGCCGAAGAAAGAAACCGUCUUUAUCGACAAGAUUCCUGGAAAGUUCUUGCAGAAUCGCCAUGCACUACCCGUGGAAAAGAACACCUUCGUUCAAACGACCAAGCCUUCCAAGGCCAAAGCACAGGAGAACAAGUCUACACGUAUGCCUCAGAACGAGCUGCUGGACCGCAUCUUCGACUGCUUCCGCCAGUUCCAGUACUGGCCAUUUAAGACCCUCAAAGCAAAGCUUCAGCAACCUGAGGCAUAUCUCAAGGAGACUCUUGAAAUGGUCGCGCACUUGGUUAAAUCUGGAGACUUUGCCAUGACAUGGGAGUUGAAGCCGGAGGCGCAGCAGAGUAACUACGCUAUGAUGGCGGCGUAUGGUGAUGCCAAAGCCGAGUUGCCACCCGGAUUUGACGAUGCCUCGGAAGAUGACCCAAAUGCUUCUGGCGUUGACGAUGUUAAUUUUGAACAUGUCCCUUGA
This is a messenger RNA of Penicillium cinerascens, 1092 nucleotides long. RefSeq names its product transcription factor IIF subunit TFG2. The transcript is spliced from 4 exons. Gene Ontology annotation, biological process: transcription initiation at RNA polymerase II promoter; transcription by RNA polymerase II. Bases 1 to 1092 code for a protein of 363 amino acids. Gene Ontology annotation, cellular component: transcription factor TFIIF complex. Lineage: Eukaryota; Fungi; Ascomycota; Eurotiomycetes; Eurotiales; Aspergillaceae. The record is from RefSeq and is a predicted model, not a curated record.